AUGUACUGUACUUAUCUCCGCCAACUGAACGACUUCCUCUGUCUUCUUCCAGGUGCAGUGUGUAGCCAGAGCAGCACAGAGGGAGAAAGCUCUGGGGAGGAGGUGGUGCAGCAGCGCACCCCUCCGGCUGUGGAUGUGCUGGGUGGCGACCCCCAGGCUGCGCAUAAUGUGGCUGGGUCAUCCCAGCAUGCCCUGCAUCCGGUCCCCGCAGCGCCCCUCCCACCACUGGAUAACACGGCCACGUCACAGCCGGAAAGACGCGUACACGUCAGUGAAAAGAACGCACCAACAGAGAGUCACCCCAACGGCAAAACUAAGGACAGCCUUGAAGAAGGUGCCAUGUCGGAUAGUGGUGCCAUGUCGGAUAGUGGUGCUGAGGCUGUCCAAGGAGGAUUGGGUCCAUCGCACCCCAAGGACCCUAGUGUGUCUACAGAGUCUCACUCAGACAGAUUCUCUGACAUACAGAUGGAAGGAACAGCGCAAGAUUCACAUUACGGGUCACAAACUGAUAACCGCAGCCACACAGACAGACAGACGAGCGGGUCAGAGUGGAGUGCUGCUGGACCAGGUCAGGACCAGGCUCUGCAGCAGGGAGGUGCAGGUGGACUGGUGGACGUCAGUGGGACAGAACAGGGACAGCCUCUCACAGAGACUGAGAAAUUGGAAUAUAAACAAGAGACUGGAAUGGAGGAACUUGGCAGGGAACACCCAGCUAGAAACCUUUCCUCUGAAUCCUUCUCAACAGCCUCCCCUCUUACCCUCAGCCCAAAUAAAGAUGCAGUCCCAGACCACAAAGAAGACAGAGGGAUGGAGCAGCCUCAAACAACUCCGCCUACACAGGCGAAUCAGGCCAGCCACAGACCUCUGUCUGAGGUCAAAGAGGCAGGCAUUCUCCCAAAUUCUGAGCAGCCCGUCACUGACAAUGGCGAGAGGAGACAAACCGACGUCUCCACAGAACCUAAAAUCACCAUGCAGAACUCGAAUGACGACGAAGGAGAGAUGCAGGGAGCUAUUGCGGUGGGGCAGGGACCACAACAACCUGAAAGACCUACAGAACAAUCUGAGAGUGGACAUGUCACACUUGGGAGUUCACACACACAAACGCCACUCCCAGCCCCACCAACUGACAUAUCCGGGACCCCACAGCCAGGAGCUAAAUACUCUGGACUUGUACCCUACACGCCCCCUGGCAGUGGAAAUUCCACCCCAAGCUACACAACUGACCGACAGGAGAGUGAGAGCGAUAUCGAGAAUAGUCCCCCUCAACCGACAGAGGAACAGAUUGAGACUAAUGGGGCAGAGGAGGAGACUGAAACGGCAGAGCCCUCACCCAACCUUACAAUCCAGUCACAAAGCUAUUUUCUACAGGAGACGUCAACAACAGCAGCAACCCCUCAUAUCCACCACCUCCCCAGUUUAGAACUAGACUCAAUGCAGACAGAAAAAUCUAUUGAAAUUCAGAUGUGUAAUCCUGACCACGUAACCAGGAUGGAGACUCCACUGGUGUCUGAGCUCGUCCUCUCAACUGAUGCUCAAGGAGCUGUGAUGCAUGGAGGAGAGACCAGCCUUGAGUUGUCUGAGGAGGUGCAGGUUAAUCAGUGUAUCCUCCUGGAAGAACAUCCUGUUAUUGAAUUAAACUCAGAACUUUCUUCUGGAGAACUAAAGUCAUUUAUCGAAGGGACCCAUUCGGAUAUCGAAAUGGCCCAACUGGCUGCAGGAGAAUUUGAGAUUUAUAGCUUUGCGGAGGAGGAGAUUGCAACUGAAGUUGUUGGAGAGAGACUGUCUCUCUCCCCAAGCUAUGAAGUAAACUUAUUCACCCCACUCAUUGAACACUCUGAGAAUUGUACAGCCAGUGAGGGACAAGACAUACACCUGCCAUCUCCCCCUCAAACGGGUAAUGACAAUGAUCAAGUCAUUAUCCAGCAAGGCCCCCUUUCAUCAGAUCACAGUCUCUCAGAAAUGGAGGUCUGUUCAAAUGACUUUAUUCCUAGUCUCUCCACACGAGAUGUAGAGAUGACUGAUGAAAGGCAGAAUUUAGAGGCCAAAAACACAACUACUGAAACGGACACUGCUGUGGUGAGAGAUUCAAGUAAGGUUGAUUUAGUCAAAACUGUCCCAGUAUCAGAUACAACAGAUGGACAGACGGACACCUGUACACAAGCUACAGCACCUUGUCUGGAGACCAGCACAGCUGUCUCAGACCAUAGAGGGGUGAGCAUUUCCCCAACCACCAGUCUGAGUGACACCCAAAAGCUGCCAGGGGAAACCGAAGUAGGAACAACGACCAGUACAUCUUCUCUUGUCUCCCCAAUGGAAGAAUUAACAGAGGUUGUUGUACAGUCAACCAGUCAACACAGUAUUGAGGUCCUCUCCUUGCCAAUAACCGUACACUUGUCAGAGGGUAAAGAGCAGAAUUGUCCUCCUCUAAAAGAGGUACCAGGAGUCACCUUACAAAAUACUACAGAACCGGAGCCCUGUGUUUCUUCUCAUGAAGGGACCAAAGAUCCACAGCCCUGUCCAACUCUGUCAGAAACCCCAGCGCAGAUCCAGCAGGAUGUUGAUAGUACUGUUAAUGUGACAACAACCGAGGACAAACCGGAGGCUUCCCGGUCCGCACUCUCUGGCGUCAUCGACCCAAAGCUCCUUCUAUUAAAGCGUGGGGACACGCCUCUCCUCAAACAUCCACCCUCCUUAUUGUUAGGGGUGUGCAUGCAGCAAAGCAACAGCCUGACACAUGCUAGCGCUCGAAGCCCCAGCUGUGGCUCAGACACAGCGCCUGUAGUAGAGUGCCUUCCCAAAGCUGUGUCAGCCGCGGUCUCUGUGCCGGAGCCUGUGCCUCUCGGCAUUCAUAGAGACCAGACAGAGCCCUCUGUCACGAGAGAAACCACAGCAGCACUUCCCGCUACAAACACCCCAUCCCAGCCCCGUCUGCCCCCUUCCUCUGGUCCCACACCAUGCAAAUCUGACAAAGAGACCUUAACUUCGAUCAAAACUUCCACCACCAACACACCUUCCAAGCCCCCCUCUACCCCCAAGUUGCCCUCAUCAUCAGGCAAUGUGACGAGGAGUACUCUCUCCAGUUCCUCCUGUGAUGGAAGCCAGUCUGGACCACCCCCCGUCAUCCGGCCACGGCUAGCUGGUGUGAAGGGCCCAGGGAUCAGCAGCGCCAAGGAGGAGAGCAGUGAUGGGGAGGCUGACCUGGCAGUGGAGGCCAAGCCUGGCCGCAGGAGCAUGGUCACCCACAGCCCAGCAGAGAGCAAGGUAUGCCCCAAAAUGGCUUUCCAUGUAGGCCUAGCUGUUUCCUUCAGAUGUGCUGCCAAAUCGGCAAUUAUAUCGCUAUGUAUCAACAGAUAAUUAUUUUCGCAUGUAAGAUUAUUGCUCUGCCAGCGGCAUACAAUAAUCAAGUUUUGCUACUCUAUGUAUACUUGUUUAUUAUGCGUAUUUUCAUUGUUUAAUGAAGGCAUAAUGUGUUGAUAUGCAAUUUUGUGAAACAUUUAAUUCGGCAAAAACUGAAAGGGAGAGUGAUAUAAUAAACUCCGUUUUCAGUUUGAAGCUUGCUUGGUUGACCGCGUUUGCCCUAUAAUUAAUAUGCUAUGGUUAGUUAAAUGUAGGAAAAUGUAGCUGGCUCAGUCGGUGCUGCGAUAUAUUUGAAUGAGGCAAUUCCAUGAAAUCCUGUUGAAAGUGCAAAGCUACAAAUGGAAAGUUUAUCAUUCAGUUUAGUUUUUGAGCAUGGCACUUUUCAAGUGAUCAAAAACGAACAUGCAGGCAUAAUUCCAUACUUUUAUUUAAAAUGUUAAUUUUCAGCAUGUUUUCAGCAUGUUUUCAAAUUAUAGCAUUUCAUUCUGUUCUGAAGAUUGUUUCUCCAUUUGUUGCAUGAAAUUAUCUUUCAUAUGCAGUGUUUUGCCCUAGUGAUUUAAAGUUGGCCGCAUGUUAAGCCAUGUGUGUUUUCCAGCAUGAGCAGAGACAGAGCAGGCCAGACAGAAAGGCCCUUUUCUCAAAGGUAAGCAGUGGCUAUCAGACGCUCAGAUAGGAUCACACUUGCAGAAUGAUCACUGAACCAUCAUUCAGCUGACAUUUUCACAUGAGAUAGCAGGUGGUGCACACACUGCACAGUUUGAAUGGGUGUAGGAUACAGAAUAUUAAAAAGUUUUCUAUUCAAUGCUGCAUGUGAUUUCAAAGAGAAUUGUUGAUAGCUUGAUGUACAACAUCGUGUUGAGACAUAUUUUGCUGUGAUCUCUAUGCAUGUUUGCCUCUGUUCCUGUAGGCACAAUCUUGUUAUGGUCCUGCUCAAAAGUCCUAAUUUCCUUCUUAUCUUCAGGUACGCCAGUGGAUAUCAGACAGGGUCACUCCAAGUUCAUCUCCUGUCUCUCCUUCUACUUCAUCCCCCUCUCCUGGCCCAUCCUCCUCCAGUGACUGGACUCCCAGCACUACUCCCCUCGCUCUCCGAGGUCCAAGGGGCAGGUUCCUCUCUCCGCCCUCUAUGGGCCCGGGAGGUUCCUCCCCAUCGGACCCGGUCACUCCCUAUCGACCCCGCAUGGAGCGUCACGCAGACAUGGCCGAACUGGCCAAACAUGUGAGUCAGCGUUCUCCUGCUCAUCCUUCUGACCUUUUGUCCUAAAUGUCAACUGUGAAUUGUUUUUCAUUUUAAACGACUGUCUCAGUCGUUUUAAAGAGAGCAACUUGAGUGGCUUUAUUUCUAUGCUUCCGGAUGUGAACUGUGUUGUGGUGUUGUAGGAAGCGGAGAUAGAGGGCAGGACCGUAGCGUUGAAGAGGGAAGGCUUCUGGUCUAUGAAGCGACUGACCCGUCUGACGGAGCCUCUCCGGCCCAAGGUGCACUGGGACUACCUGUGUGAGGAGAUGCAGUGGCUCUCUGCUGAUUUUGCCCAGGAGAGAAGGUGGAAGAGAGGGGUCGCCAGGAAGGUAAGAGACCCCUUUAGAUCAUUUUCAUUUCACACCGCUUGGCAUCCAUCCAAAGUGGCAUCCAUAAUGCAGAGAGAUUGGUAUUACCUAUUGAUUGCUUAAAGCAGGGGUGUAAAAGCGAGAGGGUCCAAUCUGGCCCGCGGGUGGUUUGAAUAAACAAAACUUGUCAUACCGGUUGUAUUUCUGCCAGCUUCAAUGGCAAUAGUUCAGAUAAACGUGAAGUGACCCCGGGAAUCGAUAGAACAUCGCUCAGAGAUGCGCAAAAACUGUAUAACAUUCAAAAUGAGUGAAUCUUUCCUUUAACUGCCACCAUGAUUUCAGGUUAGGUCCAAAAAGUUCAAAGGAACUCAAUAGAUAUGUAUGUUUCUGCAGGUGGUGCGGAUGGUGAUGCGACACCACGAGGAGCUGAGGCAAAAGGAGGAGAAGGCCAAGCGGGACGAGCAUGCAAAAAUCAGACGAGUCGCCUCCAACAUAGCCAAGGAGGUCCGGGCCUUCUGGGGCAGUGUUGAGAAGGUGGUGCAGUACAAGCAGCAGUCCCGGCUAGAGGAGAAGAGGAAGAAGGCUCUGGACCUCCAGCUGGACUUCAUCGUGGGCCAGACAGAGAAAUACUCCGACCUCCUCAGUCAGGCCCUGGAAACGGCACCGGCUGGGAACAUUGAACCGUCACCCUCACCACCCAAAAACGCUCUUCCACCUGCUGUGGAUGAAGAUGGUGAGAACUGUGUUUCUUUGCUAAUUGUUUAUUGAGAAUCCAGAUUGCCUCAAUUCAGGCUGUCUAGUCCUUACCUACCUACCUACCUACCUAUAAUUUACAACAUAAGGAGGUUGUUGUAGCCACCGCUCUUAGUUCAGCUGAUGUACUGUAUGUUGUGCAUCCUGGUGCAAAAUGCCUGCUGUGUGCCACCAGUUGGUUCUACACAUUGUUGGUGGAUGCGUUGCUUUGAGACCUUGUGAAAAGUGCUAUUUAAAUGCAAUCAAUUGCUAUUAUUAGUCCAAAGCUUAUUCUGUAAGAUUGUUGCUAAGGUGUACACUAGUGCUCCUUUGUUUAGUCUCCAUUAGCAACUGUCAGACUCAGUGAUGCCAGUCCAGCGACCAGACUGGCUGUGGCUGUCAGCUCUGUCGGGUUAGGCUGCUGACAAAUUGCUGUUUGUGCAGCAAGCCAUUGGGAGGUCAACAGUGACUUUAGAACAAGGGCUGCUCAACUACUAGAGAAAGCGCUGUUGUGACAAGAGGCCAGUCUCAUCUCCUGCCAUUUAAUUCUGGCCAGAAAUUAUGCAAUUAUACCUCUCUAAAGUGCAUUGACAUUCCAAUCAUCAGACCUGACCUAGCAUAAUGGAAGCGAAACUUUGCCAGAGAUUGUAAACUGUUCAAAAAAGCCUGGUACCGAAUCCUGCACAGUUUCCAGCCCAGAUGCCUUAACAGACUGGCCAUAUGGGGAGUGGACCAGAUUGAACUUUCCUCUCUCUCUUUCUCCUUCCGCCUGCAGACCUAGACUUUGAGCCUCCAUGUGGUGAGGAGGAAGAUGACGAGGAGACCAUUGAUGUGGAGGAGGCGCAGGAUGGAAAUGACGCCGAGACCCAGAGGAGGGAGAUGGAGCUGCUGAGACAGGAGGGGACCAUGUCCCUGGCAGAGUUGCUCAGCACCCUCAAACGGCCCCGUUCACAGGUGGGUACCACUGGCACCGACUGGGCAAAGCCCCUCACUCCUACACUUGCAUACUGCACUCCCAUGCCCUUCCUUUGUAUAAGUUGGUGCCCAUUACAACUUCCAUUGUUCAUACUUUAAAACUGUAAAUGUUUUUAUUUGGUGGAGACGUGACUUUUUUACUUCCCCAGGACUCGGCAGAGGAGUGCUCAGACAAUUCGUCAACAACAGUGGAGGAAGACCAAGAGUUCACAGCCAACGAAGAGGAUGGUGAGGCCCUACUAAUACCAUUGCAGUUGAUGUUGUGCAUUGUUAAAUGGAUAAUUGGUCAAUUUAGUGACUUGGCUGUGAGUAUUGGUGUAUUUAUUUUUCUCUGUCUGUGGUGCUCAGCUGAAGACGAGGAGGACACCAUCGCAGCCCAGGAGGUGGUGGAGGGGGAAGCAGAUCACGCAGGAGAGCUUGAUGACUUGGCUAAAGAAGGUACCACCCACACUACUAAAACGGCUGUAUCUGCUGCACAGAUGUUUAGUCCAAUGUGCUACGUAGUUGUUUUUAAGCUAUUGUCAUUAAAAGCUCCAAGUAACUGCUAUAUCCCUAUCGGUUGCCAUAACCUCCAUUAUUCAAGACUGUUCUAAACUUUAUGUUCUUCCCAUUUCCCUCCCAGGUGACAUGACUGUGGAGGAGCUGCUGGAGAAGUACAAAGGAGCGUAUGCCUCUGAUUUCGAGGAGCCGUCGGCGUCCGCCUCUCCCGCCAGCACAGAGGAGUCGGAAAAUUCUGGAGACGAGGAAGAGGAGAGUGAGGAAGACGAAAGUGAUGUGGAAAGCAACACCACCUCCUCAGGUAGUGCCCACAACAUUUUUUAAAAACAUAUUUGCUCUCCAACCUAGCGAAAGCUCUUGGAAGCUUCACACUACAAACCAAAAAACUAUGUUUUAAAGUGCUUUUACUUUAUGUCAAGCUUGUGCAUUUGUCCUGAUUAUACCAUGCUCACUGCAUUACGCCUCUUCUCAAUGAACCACUAACCAGAUGAUGAGGACAGUGAAGAGGAAGAGGUCAGUGACAUUGAUGAACAGGACAGUGAUGAAGAUGAGUGCGAUGAGGGGAUGGAGAUCCUGCUGAAGGAGGGGGACCACAGCCCCCCUCAACCAACCGGCCCGCGGCCCAAGAAGGAGAUCAGCCACAUUGCUGCUACUGCAGAGAGCCUCCAGCCCAAAGGCUACACCCUUGCCACAACCAAGGUGGGUAACCCAUGCCUUGCGUCACUGGCCAGAUGAUGAAACAAGGAUCCUUUGCUAUAAACUUGUUGAUGACUUAAGGGAAAGGUUUAUACUUUUCCAUUCAUCCCAUUCCAGCCAUUACAAUAAGCCCGUCCUCCGCUUUUAAAGCGACACCAGCCUCCGCUGGCUUGGGUGUCUAUGAUUUCACAAUGAUGCUGUAAAAUGUAACUAGUCUGCAUCUCUUUAUUCAUGUAAUUGUUUGUUCUUCGUCAAUAGGUCAAGACUCCCAUUCCCUUCCUGCUGGUGGGCCAGCUGCGUGAGUACCAGCACAUCGGCCUGGACUGGCUGGUCACCAUGUACGAGAAGAAGCUCAACGGCAUCCUGGCUGACGAGAUGGGCCUGGGGAAGACUAUCCAGACCAUCGCCCUGCUGGCUCACCUCGCCUGUGAAAAGAGUAAGACAUUGAGUCCUUCAUUACAAUCCUUUCAACCAUUCAUACACCAACAUUUUACAAGGACAAUAGAAGAAAUGCACACAGCCUGUAUAUCGGAUACUUAAUUAAGUUGGUUGUUCAGGUAACUGGGGGCCCCAUCUGAUCAUCGUGCCAACCAGUGUGAUGUUGAAUUGGGAGAUGGAGCUGAAGCGCUGGUGUCCCGGAUUCAAAAUCCUCACUUACUAUGGCAGUCAGAAGGAGAGGAAACUCAAGAGACAGGUAAACCAUUACCAACAAUCACCAAAUCCCCUUGUAAAUGGAUACAAAUCUUCAGUGUUACCUACUAACUCAGGCCCAUCGCUCCUCAUGAUGACUGCUCUCCAUCGCACUCUGUUCUGGGCAGUCCUCCAGCUUGUUCCACCUAGGGCAGGAUGAUAUGGCCUUUAAAAAAAAAAGUUUUACUUUUUUACUUAUGGCCGAUUCACAAUAUACAGUACCAGUCAAAAGUUUGGACACACCUACUCAUUCAAGGGUUUUUCUUUAUUUUUGCUAUUUUUUACAUUGUAGAAUAAUAGUGAAGACAUCAUCAAAACUAUGAAAUAACACACAUGGAAUCAAGUAAUAACCAAAAAGGUGUUAAACAAAUCCAAAUAUAUUUUCUAUUUGAGAUUCUUCAAAUAGCCACCCUUUGCCUUGAUGACAGCUUUGCACACUCUUGGCAUUCUCUCAACCAGCUUCACCUGGAAUGCUUUUCCAACAGUCUUGAAAGAGUUCCCACAUAUGCUAAGCACUUGUUGGCUGCUUUUCCUUCACUCUGCCGUCCGACUCAUCCCAAACCAUCUCACAAAGACACGGCGGUUUGAACCAACAAUCUCCAAUUUGGACACAUUUCCACCGGUCUAAUGUCCAUUGCUCGUGUUUGUUGGCCCAAGCAGGUCUCUUCUUCUUAUUGGUGUCCUUUAGUAGUGGUUUCUUUGCAGCAAUUCGUCCAUGAAGGCCUGAUUCACACAGUCCCCUCUGAACAGUUGAUGUUGAGAUGUGUCUGUUACUUAAACUCUGUGAAGCAUUUAUUUGGGCUGCAAUUUCUGAGGCUGGUAACUCUAAUGAACUUAUCCUCUGCAGCAGAGGUAACUCUGGGUCUUCCAUUCCUGUGGCGGUCCUCAUAAGAGCCAGUUUCAUAAUAGCGCUUGAUGGUUUUUGCGACUGCACUUGAAGAAACUUUCAAAAUUCUUAAUGUUCUGUAUCAACUGACCUUCAUGUCUUAAAAUAAUGAUGGACUGUUGUUUCUCUUUGCUUAUUUGAGCUGCUCUUGCCAUAAUAUGGACUUGGUCUUUUACCAAAUAGGGCUAUCUUCUGUGUACCCCACUACCUUGUCACAACACAACUGAUUGGCUCAAACGCAUUAAGAAGGAAAGAAAUUCCACAAAUUAACUUUAAAGAAGGCACACUUGUUAAUUGAAAUGCAUUCAACUUGACUACCUCAUGAAGCUGGUUGAGAGAAUGCCAAGAGUGUGCAAAGCUGUCAUCAAGGCAAAGGGUGGCUAUUUGAAGAAUCUCAAAUAGAAUAUAUAUUUGGAUUUGUUUAACACUUUUUUUGGUUACUACAUGAUUCCAUAUGUGUUAUUUCAUAGUUUUGAUGUCUUCACUAUUAUUCUACAAUGUAAAAAAAAUGGUCAAAUAAAGAAAAACCCUUGAAUGAGUAGGUGUGUCCAAACCUUUGAUUGGUAGUGUAUAUCUCAAUUGUUCUUGUAAUGUUUUCUCUAAAUAAGCGUUGUUGUACAAUUUAAAAGGUCAAAUACCCUGCAUUUCAAACAUACAGCAAUAAUCUAAUGAAUUCAGGGCUUGUGAAGUUAUACCUAAGCUAAAUAUAAGCCUUCCACAACCAUAAGACCCACUAAUAAUUUAAUUAUUUUAUCAAAAUAGUUUAACUUGCUUUUUUUUUGCAAUCACUUUUCUGGCUUUCAAGUCUAUCUAUGAAAAUGCCCUUUUUGUUUCAAAUGUAACUAGAACCAUGCAUAAUGCACAUUCACUAAUAAUGACUAACUUCUUGUAGCAGGCAUUUGGCUAUAGAAAAUUAACACCGGUCUCAUCAACAACCUCUCAAGCCCUCGUGCAAGUGAUUAGCCAGCUAAUCUUUAUAUUUCAAGUUUAGCCAACUUGGAUCUAUUUGCUAGCUAACAAGGUUGAACAGUUGAAUUAUGUACACUCCCUUCUGUCUCCAACUGUUUGAAAAGUAUGUUAGCCUGUCUACUUUGUUCAGAUGUUGAAAUCAAGUGGCCUACCUUAUUUCUCAGAAUGAAAACGAGUUGCCAAUUCCUUUAUAUAAUUGUGUUUUAUGCUUAUUGCACGUUUUAUAAAAGACUAAACAGAUAGCAGCAUUUUAGCCAAAGACUGUUACACUAACGGUACGUGGAACCAAUGCCGCGAAUCAAUGUUCAUUGACACUCUUGUUUUAGUAGUGUCUGCUCUGCGCGCAAUUUGAGUAGUUGAGACAUAAAAAGGGUAUCGUUUGAAAAGUUAACUUCUCUAUUACAGGAAAAUAAUGUCUCAAUGUGUUGGUGUCCAUAUUACCGAUUUUUAUUUUUAUUUUGUACCAAACCUCAAAUGCAAAUAUCGAGUUGAAACCGUUUGUCAGAGAGGAAGAUGUGAUCUCUCAACUUUGUUGGCGUGUGAGGCAGGGGGAGGGGCUUUGUGUGUGUGUGUAAACCAUAGAGGAAGAGGUGAAGCUAAAAUAUGUCCAAAAUAACCCCAAUGCGUUUCUAUAGGCUUAUUUUGGACCUAAGCUUGUCUCCAGCCUUCCCGCCUUUGGGACAACGACUCCCAUUGUUAGGGCGGAGACGUACAUCUCUUCAUUAUAUAUAGAUCUCUGGUGUAAAUGGGGAAGGUGCACACAGCACAGAGGAGCGAAUGAGAGGAGACCAAAAAUACAUGAAAACAAGCGGACAUAAACGCUCAUAAAAACGAAAAAUAACAAAACCUAGAUUCUUGCGAUACAGGCAUUUUGUAAUAUCGCGCAAAAACAUACAUUCAAAUGAAUCAAUUUAAUGUUAUAUAUCGCCCAGCCCUAGUUCCACCCAUGCCGGUUUUCUUAGUGUCUGCCUCAAACACCCGCCUCCAUGUGUUUCUUUGGCGCCCCCUUUUCCUUUGCGGGUUCCAAAAUAAUCUUCACUGGUGCUGCCUCAUCUCUUUUCUGGUGCUUCCUGUCUCAUUCCAACUGAACAAAAAGUCAGCCUUGCAUACUGAAGUGGAUAAAAGCCCUGGCCCUCUGAAGUGUCACUCUUUCAAUAAGCUAAUGAAAAGAGUCCUGUCUCUCCUUUCUCUAUUCAGGGUUGGACCAAGCCCAACGCUUUCCACGUGUGCAUCACCUCCUACAAGCUGGUGCUGCAGGACCACCAGGCCUUCCGACGCAAGUCCUGGCGCUACCUCAUCCUGGACGAGGCCCAGAACAUCAAAAACUUCAAGUCCCAGCGCUGGCAGAGCCUGCUCAACUUCAACAGGUCCACACUAAGGGAGGGCAGAGGAGGGAGGAGAUGUUUAUAGAUGGCCAGUAUAAGUGUUGCCAGUGAACAUCAUAAUCCUCAUUUAUGAAUAGUAAUAAUACAGGAUUUUUAUAGCGCUUUUUUAAAAUCCUUCAGACGAGUGUUCCCAUUUCUCUUCAUGCUUCCUUUACCAAUAUCAGUCCAAAUUAUGACAACUAAAGCUGAAAGUUCUUCGUCCAUUAGAAUAUAAUAAACUUAAAUGAUAACCUACUGUCAUUUAAAUGUUUUCUCUGGACCCAGUCAGAGGCGCCUGCUGCUGACAGGCACCCCGCUGCAGAACAGCCUGAUGGAGCUGUGGUCCCUGAUGCACUUCCUCAUGCCCCACGUCUUCCAAUCCCACCGAGAGUUCAAGGAGUGGUUCUCCAACCCCCUCACCGGUAUGAUCGAGGGUAGCCAAGAGUACAACGAGGGCCUGGUCAAGAGGUUACAUAAGGUAAGAACUAAGGCUGACAUACAAUGGGGGGAAAAAAGUAUUUAGUCAGCCACCAAUUGUGCAAGUUCUCCCACUUAAAAAGAUGAGAGAGGCCUGUAAUUUUCAUCAUAGGUACACGUCAACUAUGACAGACAAAAUGAGAUUUUUUUUCCAGAAAAUCACAUUGUAGGAUUUUUAAUGAAUUUAUUUGCAAAUUAUGGUGGAAAAUAAGUAUUUGGUCAAUAACAAAAGUUUCUCAAUACUUUGUUAUAUACCCUUUGUUGGCAAUGACACAGGUCAAACGUUUUCUGUAAGUCUUCACAAGGUUUUCACACACUGUUGCUGGUAUUUUGGCCCAUUCCUCCAUGCAGAUCUCCUCUAGAGCAGUGAUGUUUUGGGGCUGUCGCUGGGCAACACGGACUUUCAACUCCCUCCAAAGAUUUUCUAUGGGGUUGAAAUCUGGAGACUGGCUAGGCCACUCCAGGACCUUGAAAUGCUUCUUACGAAGCCACUCCUUCGUUGCCCGGGCGGUGUGUUUGGGAUCAUUGUCAUGCUGAAAGACCCAGCCACGUUUCAUCUUCAAUGCCCUUGCUGAUGAAAGGAGGUUUUCACUCAAAAUCUCACGAUACAUGGCCCCAUUCAUUCUUUCCUUUACACGGAUCAGUCGUCCUGGUCCCUUUGCAGAAAAACAGCCCCAAAGCAUGAUAUUUCCACCCCCAUGCUUCACAGUAGGUAUGGUGUUCUUUGGAUGCAACUCAGCAUUCUUUGUCCUCCAAACACGACGAGUUGAGUUUUUGCCAAAAAGUUAUAUUUUGGUUUCAUCAUGACAUUCUCCCAAUCCUCUUCUGGAUCAUCCAAAUGCACUCUAGCAAACUUCAGACGGGCCUGGACAUGUACUGGCUUAAGCAGGAGGACACGUCUGGCACUGCAGGAUUUGAGUCCCUGGCGGCGUAGUGUGUUACUGAUGGUAGGCUUUGUUACUUUGGUCCCAGCUCUCUGCAGGUCAUUCACUAGGUCCCCCCGUGUGGUUCUGGGAUUUUUGCUCACCAUUCUUGUGAUCAUUUUGACCCCACGGGGUGAGAUCUUGCGUGGAGCCCCAGAUCGAGGGAGAUUAUCAGUGGUCUUGUAUGUCUUCCAUUUCCUAAUAAUUGCUCCCACAGUUGAUUUCUUCAAACCAAGCUGCUUACCUAUUGCAGAUUCAGUCUUCCCAGCCUGGUGCAGGUCUACAAUUUUGUUUCUGGUGUCCUUUGACAGCUCUUUGGUCUUGGCCAUAGUGGAGUUUGGAGUGUGACUGUUUGAGGUUGUGGACAGGUGUCUUUUAUACUGAUAACAAGUUCAAACAGGUGCCAUUAAUACAGGUAACGAGUGGAGGACAGAGGAGCCUCUUAAAGAAGAAGUUACAGGUCUGUGAGAGAGAAAUCUUGCUUGUUUGUAGGUGACCAAAUACUUAUUUUCCACCAUAAUUUGCAAAUAAAUUCAUUAAAAAUCCUACAAUGUGAUUUUCUGGAUUUUUUUUCCUCAAUUUGUCUGUCAUAGUUGACGUGUACCUAUGAUGAAAAUUACAGGCCUCUCUCAUCUUUUUAAGUGGGAUAACAUGCACAAUUGGUGGCUGACUAAAUACUUUUUUUCCCCACUGUAGAUGGAGAAACGUGCAGUUGGGCAAGGGGGUGUGGAUUGGUCAGAGUAUAUAGGAGGGUCCAGAUUAUCUGUUAAAUAAAAAUGAACUGUUAAUUACCAGACGAGCUACGAUCACGAAUAUCCUACCAAAGGGACAUUAAACUGUAAUAUCUUAUGUUUCACCGAGUCGUGGCUGAAUGAUGACAUUGAUAACAUACAGCUGGCAGGGUUUACGCUGCAUCGGCAAGAUAGAACAGCGGCCUCCAGUAAGACAAGGGGUGGCGGUCUGUGUAUAUUUGUAAACAACAGCUGGUGCAUGAAAUCUAAUAUUAAGGAAGUCUUGAGGUUUUGCUCGCCUGAGGUAGAGUAUCUCAUGAUAAGCUGUAGACCACACUAUUUACCUAUUUAGUGUUUUCAUCUGUAUUUUUCAUAGCUGUCUAUUUACCACCACAAACCGAUGCUGGCAGUAAGACCCCACUCAAUGAGCUGUAUAGGGCCAUAAGCAAACAGGAAAACGCUCAUCCAGAGGCGGCACUCCUAGUUGCCGGGGACUUUAAUGCAGGGAAACUUAAAUCCGUUUUACCUCAUUUCUACCAGCAUGUUAAAUGUGCAACCAGAGGUAAAAAAACUCUAGACCACCUUUACUCCACACACAGAGACGCGUGCAAAGCUCUCCCUCGCCCUCCAUUUGGCAAAUCUGACCAUAAUUAUAUCCUCCUGAUUCCUGCUUACAAGCAAAAACUUAAGCAGGAAGCACUAGUGACUCGGUCAAUAAAGAAGUGGUCAGAUGACGCAGAUGCUAAGCUACAGGACUGUUUUGCUAGCACGGACUGGAAUAUGUUUCUGGAUUCUUCCGAUGGCAUUGAGGAGUACACCACAUCAGUCACUGGCUUCAUCAAUAAGUGCAUCGAUGACGUCGUCUGCACAGUGACCGUACAUACAUACCCCAACCAGAAGCCAUGGAUUACAGGCAAUAUCUGCAUUGAGUUGCCGCUGUCAAGGAGCGGGACUCUAACCCAGACGCUUAUAAGAAGUACCGCUAUGCCCUCCGACGAACUACAGGACUAAGAUUGAAUCGUACUACACCGGCUCCGACACUCGUCGGAUGUGGCAGGGCUUGCAAACUAUUACAGACUACAAAGGGAAGCACAGCCGUGAGCUGCCCAGUGACACAAGCCUACCAGACGAGCUAAAUCACUUCUAUGCUCGCUUCGAGGCAAGCAACACUGAAACAUGCAUGAGAGCAUCGGCUGUUCCGGACGACUGAGUGAUCAUGCUCUCUGUAACAGAUAUGAGUAAGACCUUUAAACAGGUCAACAUUCACAAGGCCGCAGGGCCAGACGGAUUACCAGGACGUGUACUCCGAGCAUGCGCUGACCAACUGGCAAGUGUCUUCAAUGACAUUUUCAACCUGUCCCUGACUGAGUCUAAUACCAACAUGUUUCAAGCAGACCACCAUAGUCCCUGUGCCCAAGAACACUAAGGUAACCUGCCUAAAUGACUACCGACCCGUAGCACUCACAUCUGUAGCCAUGAAGUGCUUUGUACGUCUGGUCAUGGCUCACAUCAACACCAUUAUCCUAGAAACCCUAGACCCACUCAAUUUGCAUACCGCCCAAACAGAUCCACAGAUGAUGCAAUCUAUAUUGCUCUCCACACUGCCCUUUCCCACCUGGACAAAAGGAACACCUACAUGAGAAUACUAUUCAUGGACUACAGCUCAGCGUUCAACACCAUAAGCUAAGGACCCUGGGACUAAACACCUCCCUCUGCAACUGGAUCCUGGACUUCCUGACGGGCCGCCCCCAGGUGGUAAGGGUAGGUAACAACACAUCUGCCACGCUAAUCCUCAACACUGUGGCCCCUCAGGGGUGCGUCCUCAGUCCCCUCCUGUACUCCCUGUUCACCCAUGACUGCAUGGCCAGGCACGACUCCAACACCAUCAUUAAGUUUGCCGACGACACAACAGUGGUAGGCCUGAACACCGACAACGAUGAAACCGCCUAUAGGGAGGAGGUCAGAGACCUGUCCGUGUGGUGCCAGGAUAACCUCUCCCUCAACGUGAUCAAGACAAAGGAGAUGAUUGUGGACUACAGGAAAAAAAAGAGGACCAAGCACGCCCCCAUUCUCAUCGACGGGGCUGUAGUGGAGCAGGUUGAGAGCUUCAAGUUCCUUGGUGUCCACAUCACCAACAAACUAUCAUGGUCCAAACACACCAAGACAGUCGUGAAGAGGGCACGACAAAGCCUAUUCCCCCUCAGGAGACUGAAAAGAUUUGGCAUGGGGUCCUCAGAUCCUCAAAGUUCUACAGCUGCACCAUCGAGAGCAUCCUGACUGGUUGCAUCACUGCCUGGUAUGGCAACUGCUCGGCCUCCAACCGCAAGGCACUACAGAGGGUAGUGCAUCACUGGGGCCAAGCUUCCUGCCAUCCAGGACCUCUAUACCAGGCGGUGUCAGAGGAAGGCACUAGAAAUGGUCAAAGACUCCAGCCACCCUAGUCAUAGACUUCUCUCUGCUACCACACGGCAAGCGGUACCGGAGCGCCAAAUAUCUAGGUCCAAAAUGCUUCUUAACAGCUUCUACCCCCAAGCCAUAAGACUCCUGAACAGCUAAUCAAAUGGCUACCCGGACUAUUUGCAUUGUCCCACCCACCCCCUCUUUUACGCUGCUGCUACUCUCUUAUCUAUGCAUAGUCACUUUAACUCUACCUACAUAUACAUAUUACCUUUGACUAACCUGUGCCCCCGCACAUUGACUCUGUACUGGUACCCCAUGUAUAUAGCCUCACUACUGUUAUUUUACUGCUGCUCUUUAAUUAUUUGUUUUUUAAUCUUUUAUUUUUAACUUAUCUAUUUUUUUACUUAACACUUAUUUUUCUUAACUGUUGGUUAAGGGCUUGUAAGUAAGCAUUUCACUGUAAGGUCUACACCUGUUGUAUGUGACAAAUACGAUUUGAUUUGUACUGUUUUACAUGUUUGUGCAUGUUGAGAAAGACAUUCUGUUCCCUAACCUAACUUUUUGUUUUUCCUUCUAGGUGCUCAGACCGUUUCUGUUGAGGAGAAUCAAGGUGGAUGUGGAGAAGCAGAUGCCUAAGAAAUAUGAGCAUGUGGUGCGCUGCCGUCUGUCCAAGAGGCAGCGCUUUCUCUACGAUGACUUCAUGGCACAGGCCUCGUAAGUCUCUAUGGACAAGGGGGUUACUGGAAGCAAAUGAUGCAUUGCAGGAGGGCUCAUUGGUUUGAAAUUCUGCCAGUAAUACUUACCUGUAUAUUCCUAUUCCUCAUUGCCAGAAUGUUUUUACGUUGUCAGCUUCUACUGUAGGUUUGCUUAGAUCAUCUACUAGUUAACAUUGUAUAGGAAUCCCCUUUUCGUCAUCUCACAGUAUUUCUCUCUCUUUCUAUCUCUCUCAGGACCCGGGAAACGCUGGCUAGUGGUCACUUCAUGUCUGUGAUCAACAUCUUGAUGCAGCUCCGUAAAGUGUGUAACCACCCCAACCUGUUUGACCCUCGGCCCAUCCACUCCCCCUUCAUCACCAAGCCUAUCGUCUUCCACACUGCCUCCCUGGUACAGCGAGCCCUGGAGGUCUCCCCAUUCAAGGUUAUUGUUCCCAUUGCCCCCUGGGGAUGGGGUGUGUCAUUGGAGCUGUGCAGUCUAAUCUAAAUGCAUUUACAGUGGGGAAAAAAAGUAUUUAGUCAGCACCAAUUGUGCAAGUUCUCCCACUUAAAAAGAUGAGAGAUGCCUGUAAUUAUCAUCAUAGGUACACGUCAACUAUGACAGACAAAUUGAGGAAAAAAAUUCCAAAAAAUCACAUCGUAGGAUUUUUUAUGAAUUUAUUUGCAAAUUAUGGUGGAAAAUAAGUAUUUGGUCACCUACAAACAAGCAAGAUUUCUGGCUCUCACAGACCUGUAACAACUUCUUUAAGAGGCUCCUCUGUCCUCCACUCGUUACCUGUAUUACUGGCACCUGUUUGAACUUGUUAUCAGUAUAAAAGACACCUGUCCACAACCUCAAACAGUCACACUCCAAACUCCACUAUGGCCAAGACCAAAGAGCUGUCAAAGGACACCAGAAACAAAAUUGUAGACCUGCACCAGGCUGGGAAGAGUGAAUCUGCAAUAGGUAAGCAGCUUGGUUUGAAGAAAUCAACUGUGGGAGCAAUUAUUAGGAAAUGGAAGACAUACAAGACCACUGAUAAUCUCCCUCGAUCUGGGGCUCCACGCAAGAUCUCACCCCGUGGGGUCAAAAUGAUCACAAGAACGGUGAGCAAAAAUCCCAGAACCACACGGGGGGACCUAGUGAAUGACCUGCAGAGAGCUGGGACCAAAGUAACAAAGCCUACCAUCAGUAACACACUACGCCGCCAGGGACUCAAAUCCUGCAGUGCAAGACGUGUCCCCCUGCUUAAGCCAGUACAUGUCCAGGCCCGUCUGAAGUGCAUUUGGAUGAUCCAGAAGAGGAUUGGGAGAAUGUCAUAUGGUCAGAUGAAACCAAAAUAUAACUUUUUGGUAAAAACUCAACUCGUCAUGUUUGGAGGACAAAGAAUGCUGAGUUGCAUCCAAAGAACACCAUACCUACUGUGAAGCAUGGGGGUGGAAACAUCAUGCUUUGGCGCUGUUUUUUCUGCAAAGGGACCAGGACGACUGAUCCGUGUAAAGGAAAGAAUGAAUGGGGCCUUGUAUCAUGAGAUUUUGAGUGAAAACCUCCUUCCAUCAGCAAGGACAUUGAAGAUGAAACGUGGCUGAGUCUUUCAGCAUGACAAUGAUCCCAAACACACCGCCCGGGCAACGAAGGAGUGGCUUCGUAAGAAGCAUUUCAAGGUCCUGGAGUGGCCUAGCCAGUCUCCAGAUCUCAACCCCAUAGAAAAUCUUUGGAGGGAGUUGAUAGUCCGUGUUGCCCAGCGACAGCCUCAAAACAUCACUGCUCUAGAGGAGAUCUGCAUGGAGGAAUGGGCCAAAAUACCAGAAACAGUGUAUGAAAACCUUGUGAAGACUUACAGAAAACAUUUGACCUGUGUCAUUGCCAAAAAAGUGUAUAUAACAAAGUAUUGAGAAACUUUUGUUAUUGACCAAAUACUUAUUUUCCACCAUCAUUUGCCAAUAAAUUCAUUAAAAAUCCUACAAUGUGAUUUUCUGGAUUAUUUUUUCUCAUUUUGUCUGUCAUAGUUGACGUGUACCUAUGAUGAAAAUUACAGGCCUCUCUCAUCUUUUUAAGUGGGAGAACUUGCACAAUUGGUGGCUGACUAAAUACUUUUUUCCCCCACUGUAUACGUAUCUAAACCUACAUAACCUUACCCCUCCUCCUCCUCCGUCCCCAGUGCUGCGACCUGUCCAUGUUUGACCUGGUGGGUCUGGAGGGCAGCGUGUCCAGGUACCAGGCCGAUGUGUUUCUGCCUUGCAGGAAGGUCACCCGCCAGCUGAUCCAGGAGGUCAUGGAGUCCCCUGACCCCCCUCCUCGUCCCAAACCCGUCCGCAUGAAGGUCAACAGGAUGUUCCAGCCCUUACCUAAGGCUGAUGGUCGCACAGUGCUGGUGGUGAACAAACCCCGGCCCACCUGCCCUGUCACCCCUGCUGCUCAGGCCUCAAGGACCCCUCUCAUCCAGGAUGUGACCCCAACCCCUACCCCUACACCGCCAGUCCAACAAGGUUAGUACUAAAUAGCUUGGAUUUACAAGUACAGUGCAUUCGGAAAGCCUAGACUUUUUCCACAUUUUGUUACGUUACAGCCUUAUUCUAAAAUGGAUUAAAUUGAUUUUUUCCCUCAUCAAUCUACACACAAUACCCCAUAAUGACAAAGCAAAAACUGUUUUUUAGACAUUUUAGCAAAUUUAUUUAAUACAAAGAUGCACUAUGCAGAAAUCGCUCCACCAUUUUCUGGUUGCAAAAAUUCUAAUAGUUUGCCUAAUUUCUGUUUAUGUGACAAAAGUGUAGUGUAGAGAAUCAUUGUACCAUCUAAACCGCUCUGAAAUAUAUUUUCCAUAUCCAAAAAUAUUGUAUUUUCAACUGUUUGAAGCUGGUGUAGAAAACCGAAAGUGAAAAAACGAAACGUAUAAACGGGAAGCAUCGAAAUGGCGCACAUAGAAACAGAUCUCGACCGCUUCUUAGACUUGCUUUCAAUGAGAAUGACAGAUCUAUAACUCACAUUUCUAUGUGAUUUUUUUGGGGCAAGCCCAAAAAGUUGCAUAUCGCAGCUUCAAAUGAAAAAUCCACUUAUUUUUUCAUUAGUCCACUGAUACAGUCACAAUUUUUUGCAUGUCAGCAGUCAAUGUUUCAAGAUAUUGGACUUUAAAGAAGCAUAGUGUCACCUGCCACAUGAUGAUGUGUCUUGCAUCAUAUGAUGCUUCUUGAAUGUACAAUAUCUUGAAACAUUGACUGCUGACAUGCGAAACAUUUUGGGACUGUAUCAACAGUGGACUAAUACAAAAAAAUACCAAAAUAUAGUUUUUGAGUGGAGUUUUCCUUUAAACUUUAAUUCCAUUCAACAUUUAUUUUGGAAACUUCUACUCAGCCAGACAAACUAUUCUAUUCUACACAGACAUAAUGUAAUCCUGUCUUCUCUUCCCUUGUUUCCAUGAACCCUCAGCAGUGUGUUCAGUGGCACCCACAGCCCCUCCUCGCCCGCCAGUGCACCCCAGCGGCCCCUCUGUCAUGA
Messenger RNA from Coregonus sp. 'balchen', 20428 nucleotides. The record is from the annotation of a GenBank genome assembly. NCBI's taxonomy places the organism in Eukaryota, Metazoa, Chordata, Actinopteri, Salmoniformes, Salmonidae.